ACCCUCCUCAUGAUGUUGAAGACGGCUCAGUCACUACACGCCAGAUGUUUUGCCGUCCUCAUCUGCUGAUUUGCCCGAUCGUAGGACCCUUCGUUACACGCCUCCGCCACGUUGACUCACUGUCAUCCACCUGCAACACGCGACACUGACUCCUACACACUCAUGGAGGAGCUCCAACUUGACUUCAGGUAUUUUCCUCACCAUCGAAUUGGCAAGCCUCGGACGCUUCAACCGCGCUGUAAACAAGACAGUGUAGUGUCGACCACCGUGCACUGUGGAUAUAGCUGGCUCAACGAUGCAACCUCGUUUGCAACAAGCCCCGCGCCUCAUAGCAGAGAGAAGAUCACCGGAAAUAUAGUCCCGCAGACGGAGAGAACUAGCCGAGGUCGUUUCAAGUGUUCAGAAAAAGGCUCGAAGACUGCCGUUGUGAUGCAGAAAGGGUAGUAGUGUUUACCUGUCUUAUAAGGCCAUUAGCUGUGUGGAUCCCUGUUGCCAGAAUCCCGUGGAAGUGCCACCGCAAAAUUGAAAAAUAGAAAUAAAAAGAUACACAUGCUUGAAAAAAUAAAAUAAAAGAUCCCUAAGCUGGAAUUCCACCAAGAAGAGUUCGAAAUCUAGAAGAAAAUACGAACACACGAGUAACUAAGAGCUAAAUAGUAAGGAUAUAUAAGGAGUUGAAAGUGUGAGCAAGAUGGUAGGUACAAAGGAAGCUGUGCGACCACCAAGAGCCAAGCCAGACGACAAGGAAAAGCGGUCUCCACUGUCAAGACUCCGAUUCAACUACUCAUUCUUGCAGGUCGGAAGCGGAGACCGAAAGCACCACGAACCCGAGUACGAAGAAGUUGGUCCUCCCACUGGCUUGAGGAAGAACACAGAUAACGGGACCAAAGGAGAUGGAUUCCACUGCGACCUCUGCGGUUCAGCCCCGGCGGCGGUUCGCUGCGACCGCUGUGGUUCUCAGACGUUUUGCCUCUCCUGUGACGACAUGUACCACAGACACCCCCGCCGCAGCAGUCAUGUCAGAAAGGCCGUGGACAGCAAAGCUCCCUCGGGCGGGGGGGUGAGACCUCCCCUUCCGCCAAAGGGGGACUCCCAGGGAGCACCGCCCCCCCAGCCGCCCCCUCGGAAGAACAAGCGAUCCGGCUUCGGUUUCUCCAAGAAGGAUCAGAACUACCACUCGUAUAGCGGAGGCCUCGCCAACAUCGCCUCCCGUUCAUCCAGCAUGACCAAUCUGCAGAGCGCAGCGAGUGAGAGCGUGAGUGGCGCCGGCAGAACUAUCAUGGGCAGUCUCAAGAAGUUCAUGGGCGCCAGACCUCUUCCGCCCACGCCAGACCAGAUGAAAGCGGCAGCGAAGAACGACAGCCGUGACGCCCCGCCGAGCAAGGCGCUGAUACGAGCCAGCACAAGCCCGAGCCUUCCCAACCUCAGCGACCAGACAAAUGACGACAUUCGCGCCGGUUUGCCACAGUCCAUCCUGGAGCUCAACCGGUCGCGCCCACCGCCCAAGAAUUCGACGUCCACGCCCGCGACGCCUGCCUCUCCGAACGCCCAGUACCCGCCUCUGCAGCCCAAGACACAACAGCCGCACGCCCACACCCACUCUUUGGGCAGGAAGUUCUCCCUGCAGCAGCUCCCACAGGCCGGCAUGGAGGACAAGAGG
Penaeus vannamei (Pacific white shrimp) is the source of this 1657-nucleotide messenger RNA. The record is from RefSeq and is a predicted model, not a curated record. Lineage: Eukaryota; Metazoa; Arthropoda; Malacostraca; Decapoda; Penaeidae.